AUGAACGAAAUUGAAAUUUGGGAGAUCUUGAUCCGUUGGGGAAAAGCUCAACUUGCAUCAAAUUUAAAAUUGGAUGAUUCACGAGAUGUUACUAAAUAUAGUCAGGAUGAUUUCACAACUUUGGGAAAAGUCAUUGAAAAAAUUUUGCCUUAUAUACGAUUCGACCAUAUUUGUCCAUCAGAUUUUAGAGAAAAAGUCGUUCCAUAUAAAUCUUUAAUAUCUAGCGAUGUUUACGAAGAAAUUUUGUGGAAGUAUAUAAUUGAUAGCAAAUUCAAAUUGCCACCUUCGGUUCAAAGACGUAUCGGCAGUAUAAAUUCUAAAAUAAUCAAGAAAAAACAUGCCGCCUUGAUUGCAAGUUGGGUCGAUCAAAAAGACAGUGCGUAUACUAAUGAUACAAUGCCAUACGAAUUUGUAUUGGAAAUUCGAGGCACGUACGAUGGGUUUUCUUAUGAGACAUUCAAAUCCAAAGGGGAUAAUAUAACUAACACAGUUAUUGUUGCACGAGUGAAGAAUAGCAAAGAAGUAAUUGGCGGAUACAAUCCUUAUAUUUGGAGACAUGAUCGGUGGAAAAGUUCUGAAGACUUUUGGAGACCUGAUACUAGAAGUUUUAUAUUCUCAUUUCCUGAUGGCGAAACAACAAAUAAUGCAAUUUUAAGUAGAAUUGAUCCGUAUUAUACCAAGUAUGCGAUGUAUAUUAGAAAAAAUAGCGGACCAGAAUUCGGAAAUCAAGAUUUUUAUAUGAGCGAUCGUUUCGACUUGAAAACUGGUGUAAGAUGUAGGAAAACAUAUUAUUUAAAGAAAAUACGAGACAGUGAAGAGUUUUUUGCAGUGGAUGAAUAUGAAUUAUUUAGAUUGGUUAGAAAGUGA
Messenger RNA from Racocetra fulgida, 867 nucleotides. Lineage: Eukaryota; Fungi; Glomeromycota; Glomeromycetes; Diversisporales; Gigasporaceae. The record is from the annotation of a GenBank genome assembly.